Messenger RNA from Helobdella robusta, 606 nucleotides. RefSeq lists its product as hypothetical. The transcript has 2 exons. The record is from RefSeq and is a predicted model, not a curated record. The coding region runs from base 1 to 606 and encodes 201 amino acids. Lineage: Eukaryota; Metazoa; Annelida; Clitellata; Rhynchobdellida; Glossiphoniidae.
AUGGGAUGUGACGUUCUGACGUUCCCUCACACGUUAGCCGAAAGGUACAUCAAUUACACGGCUCUGGAGCAAGGUUCCGCUGCGGUGAAGGCUACUGAUUUCAAGAAUACUAAGUACAAAGAUCUAAACGGCAAUACGAGAGUUUUCGUUCCGAUCUGUGUGGAAACAUUUGGCCCAGUUGAUAAGCAAACACAAUUAUUUUUUGAUAACAUAUGUACUAAAAUAGUUGAAAAAUCCGAUGAUCCCAAUGAUAAAGUUUAUAUAAAGCACCCGGACGGAUGCACACUAAUACCUUGGAGAGCCGGCAGAUGUUUGGCGUGGGAUGUUACGGUCCCUGGCACCCUCGCCGAACGAUACGUAAACCCGACAAGUAAAGAAUGCGGUUUGGCCGCGGCCAGGGCAGCGGACGAGAAAAUGAAAAAAUAUGGGAACGCCCUCCCCUCGAUGGAAUUCUUGCCAAUAUGUAUCGAGGUUCUCGGCCCGAUGGACCCCAACACCCUUAAAUUUCUUAAGGCAAUAUGUAAAAUGAUCAGCGUCAGAUCAGGCGACAGCAGGGAACUGUUUUUUGCAACUAACCACAUUUCGUGCUUGUUGUUAAAGUGUUAA